Molecule: messenger RNA, 961 nt
Organism: Cucurbita pepo subsp. pepo (vegetable marrow)
Lineage: Eukaryota; Viridiplantae; Streptophyta; Magnoliopsida; Cucurbitales; Cucurbitaceae
Product: ankyrin repeat protein
Source: RefSeq, a predicted model, not a curated record
CCCACACGAACGCAAGAAAAUUUUGCCUUCUGCUUCUUGGUUUCGCUGCUCAAUCUCUCUCAGAAUCAGAGAGGCGUAGAGGGAGGGAGCCUGCUAAAGGGUUUUCCUCUGGAUUUUCUAGUUCCAAGGAAAGAGAUUGAGAUUGAGAUUGAGAUUCAUAGCAAUGGCUGGAAAGGAAGUUCGGGAAUACACCAAUCUCUCCGACCCAAAAGACAAGAAGUGGGGUAAAGGGAAGGAUAAGAUAGACGAUGAAGAUAUCACGUUUCAACGAAUGGUUGCGAAGAUGCAAGAGGUUGCAGGAGAACGUGGUGGUUACCUUCAUGGACGUGGCGCCUUGGACAGUGAUGAUUUGCUCUAUCUCAAGGAGCAGAUGGAAGCUGAGGAGGAUGCAGAGCGCCUCCUCAGACGCACGGAGAAACGAGCCUUUGCAGCAUUUAAGAAAGCUGCUAGUUUAGCUGAUUCUGCACCUGCAUCUGUUCCCUUGGCUCUUCGUGUGGAGCCAAAGCCAAAGAGUGGAAUUAGGCAGCAGGAUCUCCUGAAAAGGGUAGUUGAAGUGAAACCGAAAAGGCCCAGAGUUUCAAGUCCAGCAGAGUUAGCAAAUCCGAAGCAUGAGAGUGAGAAUGAAAAGGUGAAAGAGAAGAAGGCCUUAUCAUCAAAAACAGACAAAAGUGAAGGCGAGAAAGAAGCUGAAAAUCCAGUGAAGAGUUUACUAGGUUUGGCAUAUGCUAGUUCUGAUGAAGAGGACGAAUGAAUGACUGACUGACUGAAUGAAUGAAUGUAUGCUUAGUAGGGUUCCAUGUAAGAUAUAGUUGAGAGUGUUUUGUCAUGAUAUGUAUAACUUUAGAAGUUUUGAGAGGAUCAUCGCCCGUUCUAAAUUUUUGAAGACUGUAAUUAACUGUCUGAGUUGAGCUGGCUGGGUUGAGUCAAUCAAAUUAGUUAUAUGCUCCAUUGAAGAAGUUCA